Messenger RNA from Momordica charantia (bitter melon), 687 nucleotides. RefSeq names its product snakin-2. NCBI's taxonomy places the organism in Eukaryota, Viridiplantae, Streptophyta, Magnoliopsida, Cucurbitales, Cucurbitaceae. The record is from RefSeq and is a predicted model, not a curated record.
AAUAAACACCUACCCACGCCCACCCCCAGAGGGGUUUUGGGUAUAAAAGUAGAGUCUUUUCUUCUAAUUUCUGCACCCAACUGAGAGUGAGUGAAUAGAAAUUAGAAUAGGUUAAAAAAGUAAAACCAUGUCGAUGUUCUCCAAAGUUCUCAUCGUCGCUUCACUCCUCCUAUUCUCUCUGCUCUUCCUCCACGCCGCCGCCGAUGAUCACCCUGCAUUGCAGGUGGAGUCCGUCGACCAAGCAGGAAUCUCCCCCAGUACUCCUUACAAAAUGGACUGCGGCGGCGCGUGCGCGGGGAGGUGCCGGCUGUCGUCGAGGCCGCGGCUGUGCAAUAGGGCGUGCGGGACGUGCUGUCAGCGCUGCAACUGCGUUCCGCCGGGAACCUCCGGAAACCACCACCUCUGCCCUUGCUACGCCGCCAUGACCACCCACGGCGGCCGCCCCAAAUGCCCCUGAAUACUGAUGCCUAUAUCAACUUAUAAACUAAUUCUCUAUUCUACCCUCCUUUCUCUACAACCUAUACAUAUAAUAUAAUAUAUAUAUAUCCACUGUUUUGUUAUUGUAAGCUGUGUCCGAAGAACAAAGAACAAGCCAAGUUUAUUGUACAUGUUUGUCUAUUUUCUUUUAUAUAGACAGUAUAAAUAAUGAGGCGGUAUAUCUACGCCAACUUCUUUUCUUUUUCUUUU